AUGGAUAGUUGCUUUGGAAUCCAAGAAUUAAAGGCACUCCAAGAUUUAAUUAAUCCACCGCAAAAUAACUCAGACAGCGAAGACGAUUUACCACAAGCUGGUGCACAAAAAUUCGGGCCUGGCGAUAUCGGAACUCAAAAUGUGACGUCUGGGCAACAUGCCGGGCCGCAUGCACCGCUGAAGGGAAAGACUGAUGAUAUUUGGCAUUCGUCUGAAGCAGAUGCCAGUCAGAAUACCGAAACCUAUGAUCCGAGAGAGGUACCGGAAUAUGAGAUGAAAUUUAAGCAGGCGGUUACGGCGGAGGAUGUAUUCUUGGGUAUCGGUUUCAAAACGCCAGGCACAGCGUCCUGCGAAUGGUUGUCCGUGUUUGUGAAGAUGUCGCACGAGUCGCGGGACAAAGUCGAGCUUACUGUGGAGUCUGAGGCGAUCGACGUGCGCAGCCCAAGAUAUCGGCUGCACCUUGCGACGCCGCAUCCGGUUGAUCCUUGCACCUCCUCCGCCAAAUGGCACACCGACACUUCCACCUUGGAAGUUACGCUGAAACUCGUGCGCGAACUGGACGAUGUAAAUUUUUAA
Messenger RNA from Nomia melanderi (Alkali bee), 576 nucleotides. It is a transcript of the gene Dnaaf6, whose product is annotated as Dynein axonemal assembly factor 6. Gene Ontology annotation, biological process: axonemal dynein complex assembly. The record is from RefSeq and is a predicted model, not a curated record. Gene Ontology annotation, molecular function: protein-folding chaperone binding; dynein intermediate chain binding. Lineage: Eukaryota; Metazoa; Arthropoda; Insecta; Hymenoptera; Halictidae. Gene Ontology annotation, cellular component: cytoplasm.